AUGCUUGGAAAGGAGUACGCAUUUUGUCGCCCUUCGUCUAUUGGUGACUGCCCUGUUGGUUACCUAUGUGACCAAUCUUUUGUUCUGGGCAAAUCCAUUUGCUGCCGUGACAAUCGUCUCAGACCAAUGCCAAAUCGCCCUUCUGUUGUUAGUGCGACUUCAGUCGAACCACCAUUCAGGCUGGAAAUACGAUCACACCUACGGCGUCACCGAAAUGGAUCGCUCACACCACAGCAAAGAAAGCUCCAUGGUAUAUUAAAGAUAGGUAGGACUACUUGGCCAAGUGUAUAUAAUAGAAUGACACCAGAGACUACAAUUCCGACAACUGAGGAAACUACUACUACACAAACACCUGUCACAACUACUACAACGAGCACCACUAGCACAACCUUGGCACCAAGCACGACCACGAAGACCACAAAUCUUUGGGCGCGGGUGUGGACCACAACAAAGGCACCACAAAAUCCCGUCACAGUCAGCGUUCUACAAGCUGGAAGUAUUCGGACCCUUCGGGAUGGCCAAUCGGAAGCCGUGGGAGCUAUCACGCUAAUCAACGACAACGGAUUCUAUGUGCUUGUCAACACUGGCGCUUCAAGUGACACUGAACGAUUACUGCACAGUAAGUUGCUACCGAUGUUGUCUUUCCUUUCAGCUCUUUGGUUCCCGUUUGUCGCAGAAUCUGCUGAAAGGGGUGAAAAUUAG
Cooperia oncophora is the source of this 702-nucleotide messenger RNA. NCBI's taxonomy places the organism in Eukaryota, Metazoa, Nematoda, Chromadorea, Rhabditida, Trichostrongylidae. The record is from the annotation of a GenBank genome assembly.